AUGGGCAACUUUAGAACUUCUACAGAGGGAUCGGGGAGCUCAUUCUCAAAGAAUUAUGACGACUCAAGUAAAAGCUCAAUAGGUCCCUUUCGGCACAUAUCGAGUCAAAGAGUCACAAGCAAUGAGAGGGGGCCUCUAUUAGACAGUGAUCGAGGAAUAGGCGCUGAUUCUAGCUCCCAUAGAAGUAGUUUGAGGCACAGUGUGAUCGCAGGCUCAUCUUUAGGCUCUUUUGCUAACGAUGAAGAUGAUGCAAAAUCUAUAACUUACAGAGGCUACGGCACAAAUGACGAUGACCGUAGGCUUUCUACAGGUGGCUAUAUUCCAGGUACUGCUAAGGCCAUGGAAGACUUGGAGUGGAAGGAUAUAAUACCAUAUUACAUUCCGUGCAUUUCCUGGAUGAAAUUGUACAGUUUUGAAUACUUAACUGGUGAUGUGAUUGGUGGUCUUACAUUAGUAUUUUUUCAGCUUCCAUUGGCUAUGUCCUAUGCUACAUCAUUAGCGAGAGUACCACUUAUAUGUGGCUUGCUCUCGCUAGGGAUUUCUCCUUUGAUGUAUAUGAUAUUUGGUAGUGUCCCUCAAAUGAUAGUGGGCCCCGAGGGACCUAUUCUGUUGAUAGUAGGUCAGGCUGUGGAGCCUUUUCUUCACCAUCACAAGAAGGAAAGUUUUGAUGCUGUUGAAUGUCUUGUUGCGAUCACUUUUGUAAGUGGGGCUUCCUUAUUGGGGUUUGGCCUAGGAAGAUUUGGGUUCUUAGAUAAUGUUUUGUGUGCUUGCUUAUUAAAGGGUUUUAUCAGCAGCGUGGGCAUAGUGAUGCUUAUCAACUCAUCUGUGGAAAUGUUGGGAUUAUCAAAAUUGCUCAAAGGUAUAAUAAAUGAUCCGGACGCUAUGGACAUACACUCACCAUUUGAUAAAUUUGUCUUCCUACUUCACAAUUAUAAGAAAUACGAUCCCUUAACUUUCAAGAUUAGCAUUAUUGCAUUUAUAACUAUAUUGCUUUCGAGGUUGGGAAAAGCUUUCGGUACGAGAAGCUAUCCCAUUUACGAAAGACGAAUUGCGAUCAUACCCGAAAUUUUGAUUGUUUUAAUAGUUUCUACCUAUAUGUCGUAUUUAUUCGAAUGGAACGAUAGAGGAAUUGAAAUCAUUGGGAAAAUUAAAAACGAAGGUUCAUUAUCAUUUUAUAACCCUAUUUCAUCUAAAAGCUUAUCAUUGAUUAGGACAUUGAGUCCUGCUGGAUUCUCAUGUGCGAUGUUAGGUUUUUUUGAAUCUGCAAUUGCAGCGAAAUCGUUGGGAUCAAGUUUUGAUAUUCCGAUAUCAUCAAAUAGAGAGUUGGUUGCACUAGGGUCAAUCAAUAUUGUGGGUUCUAUAUUCGGAUCUUUACCAGCCUUUGGUGGCUAUGGAAGAUCUAAGAUUAAUGCGAUCGCUGCAAAAAGCACAUUACUGGGUGCUAUAAUGGGCCUCCUCACCUUGCUCACAACAUUUUUUUUGAGUGGUUGUUUACGUUUCAUUCCAAAAUGCAUUCUCAGUGUUAUUAGUGGAAUCAUAGGGAUCCUGUUGAUUGAGGAAGCCCCGUAUGAGCUAUUGUUUCAUUGGAGAAAUAAAGGGUAUAAUGAGCUAGUUACAUUUGGGAUCACUGUGGUAUUUACUCUCUUUUUUUCAAUGGAAGCAGGUAUAGCAGUUGGCUUAAUAUAUCUGUUGAUCAGAGUCAUAAAAAACUCAACCGAAUCUAGAAUUCAAAUCUUGGGAAGAUAUCCUGGUACAAAUAAUUUUGCAGAUGCCGACGUUCAUCCAUCAAGCUUGCCCAUUGAGUCACCUAGUUCAUCGCCGGAAUCGCCUCUCGCAUUCGGAUCUCAAAAUCAGAUUGAAAAGCCCAAUAUUUAUAGAAAGAACUUGAAUAUUUUUCAUGAUGAUUCAUUCACUUGCUUGAAUACUGAUGUUCUUGAAGAAAUAGAAGGAUGCUUGGUAAUUAAGGUCCCUGAGCCAUUGACGUUUACGAAUACCAGUGACUUGACGACUCGACUAAAGCGAGUUGAGAUGUUUGGGUCUACCAAGGCUCAUCCUGCUUCUAAGAGGAAACGCUCAAGCUCUAUGACAAAAUAUAUUAUAUUUGAUAUGGAUGGGAUGGUUGAGCUCGAUUCAUCUGCGGCUCAAAUUUUAUUGAAUUUACUUCAGUCUUACAGGGAAAGACAUAUUCACUCAUUCUUCGUAAGGGUGCCCGUAAAUAAAAAAUUAAGGUUGAGACUAGAGCGUUCUGGUAUCACUGACCUUUUAAUCAAGGAUUUAAACGAAUUGAAAUACUACGAAACGAACGACAUGAUAGCUCGUUUGCGCAUAAAGAGAAGAGGAAGUGGGGUCUCUUCGUCCAUCGAUAAUCCAGUAGGACCUAACCCUCUUUCAUUAGAUUCAGCAGAAGCUUCUGGUAUAUAUAACCUCGCCGAGGGACCUUCACAACCAUAUUUUGCACACAUCACCGAUGCAUUGAAAGUGAUAGACUUUUAUGAAAAUGACAUUCAAGCCCACUCGCAUGAUUAUCUUGAGAUUGACGGAGUCGACAGACGCUCCAGUCUUCCAAACUCUAGUAUUGUAUAG
This is a messenger RNA of Priceomyces carsonii, 2583 nucleotides long. RefSeq lists its product as uncharacterized. Gene Ontology annotation, molecular function: sulfate transmembrane transporter activity. The transcript has a single exon. Gene Ontology annotation, cellular component: plasma membrane. The record is from RefSeq and is a predicted model, not a curated record. Bases 1 to 2583 code for a protein of 860 amino acids. Lineage: Eukaryota; Fungi; Ascomycota; Pichiomycetes; Serinales; Debaryomycetaceae. Gene Ontology annotation, biological process: transmembrane transport.